AUGGCACAGUCAUCCCCCCAACCAAACUUUAUAAGCAAUGGCCUCAACGGCCCCAGCUCCAACCUCCCCAUAAUCCUCUGCCUCCAUGGCAGUGGCACCAACGCUACAAUCUUCAACGUGCAAACAAUGCGUCUCCAGCGAGCCCUACUGAAGUCAUUCCGCUUCGUCUUUCUCGAUGGACCCAUAGACUCCAGUCCUGGCCCAGGCGUCUUACCCAUGUUUGAAGGCUGCGGUCCGUAUCUCCGGUGGCUGCGCCCCGACGAGAGCGUCACGCACAUGCCGCCCGAGACAAGGAAAUUAAUUGUAAGGGCAAUAUUGGCGAUUGAGGGUGAUGUUGUAGGCGUUUUGGGCUUUUCGCAGGGCUCGAAGUUGGCGGCGGGACUGCUUUGGGAGCAAGAGUUCAGGAGGAGGAAUGGGGACGUUGGAGGGAGGGGAAUUGGCGAUGGGUUUAAUUUCAAGUUCGGGGUAUUUACUCAUGGGAUUUCGCCCCCAAUGACGGAGCAUCUCGUUGAAGAUGAGCAGAAGGACAACAUAAUUGAGCUUCCGAGUUUGCAUGUUGUGGGUGCUGAUGAUGAGUGGGCGGAGAGUGGGAGGACAUUGUUUGACCGGUAUUUUGAUAAGAAGACUGCCAAAAAGUUGGAGUUUGAUAUUGGACAUCGGCUUCCUACGGAGGAGGCAGAAACGGCAAAGAUUGCGGAGGAAAUCCUGCGGAUAUACGAUGAGACUUGCCGGUAG
Venustampulla echinocandica is the source of this 735-nucleotide messenger RNA. RefSeq lists its product as uncharacterized. Gene Ontology annotation, cellular component: nucleus; cytoplasm. The coding region runs from base 1 to 735 and encodes 244 amino acids. The record is from RefSeq and is a predicted model, not a curated record. The transcript has a single exon. Lineage: Eukaryota; Fungi; Ascomycota; Leotiomycetes; Helotiales; Pleuroascaceae. Gene Ontology annotation, biological process: secondary metabolite biosynthetic process.